This is a messenger RNA of Chilo suppressalis (striped riceborer), 4911 nucleotides long. Lineage: Eukaryota; Metazoa; Arthropoda; Insecta; Lepidoptera; Crambidae. The record is from the annotation of a GenBank genome assembly.
AUGGACGAAAGAAGAGUUGCUGACUAUUUUGUGGUAGCUGGCUUGCCAGAAACUCCUGAACUUCUCGACGACUCUGACUCCGGACAUUUAAAGGGAUAUAGUACUAAGCCUCCUAUUACAGAUAUUGGUGUUGUAUUUCCUGGUCUGGGUGAGACGGUGCCCAAUGGGUACGAGCUGCUGGAAUUGACGCCUACUGGCCUACCGGCGGACCUGAACCAUGGCUCUAUGCGAUCUCCGGAGUGCUUUCUUUGUAUUCGAAGGGGGAGGGAAAGACCACCUCUUGUUGAUAUUGGGAUAAUGUACGAGGGCAAGGAGCGACUCAUGGCAGACGCAGAGAUGGUGUUGAUGUCUGUCGGCGAACGCCUAGCUAAUGUCAAUAAUUCAACAGCCAAGACAUUCAUAACAUACAGGAGGGCACAUCCCACGGCGCCUUGCAACGCACUUGUCGUUGUAGACAUCUGUGUUAUAGUGGCCAGCAAGGGAGAGUGCCCACCACAUGCCUUCUGUAUGAUCGCUAAAAAUUUAAACAAAGGUUUAAUGGGCAGCGAUGUAUUUCUAUGUUAUAAGAAGUCAAUGAACCGUCCGCCUCUAAUAGCAUACAAACCAGAGGUUUUAUUUAGGUAUCCCACGACGGAGCGGCGUAGCUUAGCGUUUCCAACCUCAGUGCCAUUAUUUUGCUUACCGAUGGGCGCGACACUUGAAUUGUGGCCUAAUAACGCUGUCACCCCCAAACCAGUAUUUUCUACAUUCGUUUUGACAGUAGCUGAUGCUACAGAUAAGGUGUACGGAUCAGCAGUUACUUUCUACGAAAGUUAUCCUUACACGCAGCUCUCAGAGUCCCAGAUGGAACAACUAGGUUGGAGAGCUGGCGUCUCACAAAACACACAUUCAGUGCACAUUAACAAAUGUGUGUGUUUACUAUCGCGAUGGCCUUUCAGCGAUACGUUCGAACGGUGGCUGCUGUAUAUAUUGGAAAUGUCGUGGAGUAAACAACCUUUACCCAUACCCGUAGAAAGAUAUAUUACACAUUUAUUAGAAGAAGUUCCAUUCCCUGAACCUAGAAUAUUAUUACAGCUCUCACCAACGAAUGCCAGUGAUCGGGUAAUAGUGACGCGACGAGACGACCAACCUUUAGUACGCAGUGGGGCGGGCUUCAGGCAACUGUUGCUGAAUCUGGGACCAGACAACUGCCUGCUGCUACUGGCACUCGCCAUCACGGAACAGAAGAUUCUAAUACAUUCGCUGAGGCCUGACACACUGACGGCAGUCUCUGAAGCUGUGUCGAGUUUGUUAUUCCCUUUUAAAUGGCAGUGCCCCUACAUACCCUUAUGCCCAUUAGGUUUAGCUGAAGUGUUACACGCGCCAUUGCCGUACUUAAUAGGCGUUGAUUCGAGGUUUUUCGAUCUCUACGAACCACCGCCCGAUGUGACGUGUGUCGAUUUGGACACUAAUAAUAUCACAAUAUGUGAAUUACAACGACAUAUAUCCAUAAAAUUAUUACCUAAAAGACAAGCGAGGAUACUCAGACAGACACUGGAGGUCCUCUAUGGCAGCAUAAGACCUGCAUCACCAAUUCAUCAUUCAAAUGAAAAUAAAUUUAACGGUGAACCUACAACGAGUUUAGAUAGAGAUUUCCAAAGGAGAAAGAAGGAGCAAGCAUUGGAAUUGAAAAUACAAGAAGCGUUCUUGAGGUUUAUGGCGGUAACGUUACAAGGGUACCGUAGCUACCUAAUACCCAUUACAAAAGCACCAACGGUUGGAACUACGGAUCCACAUGCUCUAUUCCAUAUGGACGCUUUCUUGAGAUCCAGGGAUAAGACUCAACAGCGCUUUUUUGCGCUAAUGAUGAAGACGCAAAUGUUCACGCGUUUCAUAGAGGAGCGUUCUUUCGUAUGCGACGUAGAUCAAGGGCUGACGUUCUUCGACGAGUGUAUAGAACGAGUCGCUAGCGGGGACGAGCCGUUACUGGGGCUCGAUAACUCUAACACUUCGGAGAGAACGGUGUUUGUGUUACCACCUGACCCGCCCGACCCUCAGGAAACGUAUACGUACGAGACGUUCGAGUUGGACACGGUGCUCGUGGCGAAGUGCCGCAGUAGGACUCGCAGCGGCGCCGUACAGGCUCUGCCCGCGGCGGCGAUCGCCUCCGCAGAGUCGCUCGCCGAUGCGUCGCCCAUGGCGCGCCGCACCAAGCACGAGAUCGCGGCCGCGCAGAGAUUGGCGCGCAAAGCAAGCUUAUCACCAGAGGCUUGGGCCAAGUGUCUCCUCGGGGCGUGCUACUCUCUGUAUUUCUUGUCGCUGCCGUGCCGCAUGGUGCUGAGUCGGGGGAAGGAACAUGCGACUUUAAGGGCCGCGUACGAAUUGUUAGAGAGAGCCACCAAGUUGAGGGUUCCUUGUGACGAGGUAUGUUACCGGGUGAUGAUGCAACUAUGCGGCAUCCACUCAUUGCCGGUGCUGGCGGUCCAACUGUUGUUCCUCAUGAAGCGAGCCGGCUUGCAACCCAACGCCCUGACAUACGGUUACUAUAACCGUUGCGUUUUGGAGGCGACGUGGCCGAAGGACAUGCCUAGCGGUUCUCAACUAUUGUGGAAUAAACUGCGGAUCGCGGUGAUGGGCGCCGCGUUGUUCCGCAAGGCGGGCGCACUGCGGGCGAGUCGGGCCGCCAGUGCGGGACUCACGGUCACUACUGGCAGCAGCGGUACUCUCCCCAGAGUGAGAUCAGCAGCGGCUGUAGGUGAAGGCGGUGAAUUGUCUGCUCUAGCCGGUCUAGCCUCCUGCGAGCCCGCCCAAAGCCGGACCAGCAUCGAUUCAGGACGAUCGAUAGAGGCCCGUUCGAAUGCGUUCGAGGCGUUGUUAUGCCGACGCGGGAAUAUAGUGAGAGCGGCGCCCGCCAGGCCGCACGCGCCCGCUAUAUCCUCCGCUGCGGGGAUUCUCAUUACAGGAAUGCCUUCAACUCCCGACUUGACAGAACCAACGAGACCACGUAGCAAUUCGUUAGGAAACGAAGAUGCGACAAGUGCUCCUCUAACAAUUUCUGAAAAACGACAGUCAAUACACGUUAGUCCCGACAGUCCUUCAGAUCUAAGGAUACUAACGCGUUCAGAAAGCUUCGCUGGCGACGCCCAAAUAGUUCAAAACUUACAGAGGCUAUCAUUUUCUGGGGCAGGGAAUUCUAAAUCGCGGUGUACACGCGCACUCAGCUUUCCCGAAGAACCAGACAAAGAGGCAGCCGCAACGGAACCGUUUCAAACUUCCAACUUGUCACCUUUGAAGUUAUCUCCCCGCACCCCCGUACUAUCGGACGACCCCCUGGGUGCCUUGAGCUCACCCCCUCCUUCACCCCCGCCGGCGCCUGUGGAGGAACAAGAAACCGCCGCCCCACGCCACGAGUUCAGCGUCAGCCCAAAACUGUUUCAUCGCAGAAGUAACUCGUUCCAAGACGACCCGCAAGAAGAACAACAAGGGAAACUGCAUAGGAGUGAGACGGCACCCGGCGGUACUGUAUCAUCGAGUCUCGCUAGUCUCGGUAACACGUUGAAGAUAAGCUUUGGACGUUAUUCACCCGCCAGGCUGUCGUUGCGUAAGGAAAACAUGAAAAUAAGCAAAGCCGUCAUCGAAAGUUAUUUUAGUCCAACCAGUAUAGCGGGUAAAAAAUCGAACGAGCUUCUUCAAAGUGGUUUGAGCAGUCUAAAAUCAGCAGCAACUAGUAUGGCGAAGAAAUUCGACGAAAUGAAAGAAGUUAUAUCGGCGAAUUCGACGCCCGUCAAAGGCGCUAUAGGCAAUGCCACGAGCGCUCUGAGCAGUUUCAUAACAGAAGAAGACUCCACCGAUGGAUCAUCGGAGAUUAACCCAGACGAGUGGGUGGGAGGUAUGGGUUUCCGACGCGCCUCCAGCGACGCUGAGUUAGCAUGUUCUAUGGAGCGCGGCUCGCUCGCGACACUGUUGUCGCAUCUGCCUGAUAACCUCUAUCCAACGUCCAACGAAACCCCACGGGCUGGCACACCAGUGGUCACAGUGCAGAUAUCGUCCUGCUCGCAAUGCCACCAAUGCUUCGCGCUUCUUUACGACGAGGACAUAAUGGCGGGGUGGGCUGCCGACGAUUCAAACCUGAACACUCGCUGCACCGCGUGCGGCCGACACACCGUGCCGCUGCUGUCUGUACAGAUAAUUCGUCUCAACCAAACGCAAGCGGAAAUAUUAAGCGUGCCUUAUUUAAAUCCUCUAGUUCUAAGAAAAGAAUUCGAAUCUAUAUUGGGUAGAGAAGGAGAUGCUUGUUUAGCGGAGCCGGAGUUUGUGGAAUCCCAUCCCAUUGUCUACUGGAAUCUCGUUUGGUUCCUAGAGAGAGCGAACAUAGAGAACCAUUUACCGGAUCUCCUGUGUCCCGACUUCCAGACACGGUAUCAGAGCACGGAUGCGUUGCACGAAGCUCAUAAAGUUGGUUGCCGCGUAAUAUGCAGCUGGGAUCUAGUCCGCUUGCACUCGGAAGCGGGCGUGGCUCUGCACCGAGCUUGGCGCGAGCGGCGAGCGGAGCACCAGCGCUCGCGAGCGGUGCGAGCGUUACUGCUCACCGAGCACGACCGCUCCGCUACGCAUUCUGUGAUAUUAGCGAUCCUGGACGGCCUGCUGAGCAAUGAUCUGACGGACGCGUUACGAAAACUGGCCGCGUGGCGACACACCACCUCGUCCACAAAACGAUACCACUCUUACUACAGGGACGUCCUAUUUCUCGCUAUGGCUGCACUCGGCGAGAACAACAUCGACUUCGUAGCUCUCCAACGCGAAUAUACUCGAGCUCUCGAACAAGCGGGCGGGGAAACAAGACCGCACGAUUUACCGCCAUCUCCCACUGCAGUAUGCUGCAGACAUUACUUCAAACGGCUUCGACUCCAGUACGAAGACAACGUCGUUUGA